This is a messenger RNA of Miscanthus lutarioriparius, 1482 nucleotides long. NCBI's taxonomy places the organism in Eukaryota, Viridiplantae, Streptophyta, Magnoliopsida, Poales, Poaceae. The record is from the annotation of a GenBank genome assembly.
AUGGAAGCCUUACCUUCAUCCAAAGUUCUCUUGUCCUUCUGGAUACAAGAAGAGGAAGCGUCCCCGUAUGGUUUACUGACUCACUCAACACCAACAAUCCACAAGUCUGGGAGUACUCCAGGUCAAGUACUAUGGCGAAGUUUUGAUCAUCCCUGCGACACAUUCUUGUCUGGCAUGAGAAUCGGGUACGACACGUCGGCGGCGAAUAAUGGCUUGUUGCAGCUCAGAUCAUGGAAGAGCGAAUCGGACCCGUCUCCCGGGGACUUACACCAUCAGCAUGGACCGAGACGAAUGCCUGAACUGCUCUUGUUCAAUGGCACUGAUUUGACAUACAGGACUGGUCCAUGGAAUGGCCAGGGCUUCAACGGCCAGCCAUAUCUCAAGCCGACAAAUGUGGUGUUCAACAUGAAUGUGCGCGAAGGCAGCGCGUAUUACUCGUUCACGGCUUUGAACACAUCAGUCCAGUGGCGACUUGUCCUGAUGCCAGAUGGCAUUGCCUAUCGCUGGCGCAGCAACUCCGACAACAAGUGGGAGUACUACUGGCAUUGGCCUCAGUCUACAUGUGAUUCCUACGCGUUCUGCGGUCCAAACGCCUUCUGCUCCACCGCUGUCUGCCAAUGCCUGCCGGAGUUCGUCCCCACGUCGCCGCGCGAAUGGAACCAGAGGAACUUCGCCGGUGGCUGCGUGAGGAGUGUGUCGCCGUUUUCUUGCUCGUCAGCGAAUGGGUUUAGCAGACUCUCACUUGUUAAGGUGCCUGACACACUGAACGCCACCUUGGUUCGAGGCAAGAGCUUGGAUGGCUGCAGGGAGUUGUGCUUAGGGAACUGCUCGUGCAACGCUUACGCCCUGCUUGGAGGGAGUGACUGUGUCGUCUGGUCAGGUGAUCUGCUCGAUACUGUUCAGCUUACUAUAGGGAUCGAUGAUUUGUACACUCGGGUUUCUCAUAAUGAUCCGUCUCACACAGAUAGACAAACUGCUAUCAUUGUCUCUGUCUCUGUUGUUGGAGGGUUGCUGCUUAUUUCUGCAUUGCUAGUAUUUUGUUAUCGUCGAAGUCAACGAAAGCAUUUACCACUAGCACUUGAAUUGUUUGGAACAGAACAUGAGCAUGCCCCAGGGCCUAAGCUUACAGCCCACCUUGAGCAGAGUUUAGAUCUGGAUGCUAUCAGAGUUGCCACCAACAGUUUUACUGAACGAAAUAGUAUCAUUUCUACCCGAUCUAAGACCAUCUACAAGGGAACACUACCAAAUGUUGGUGAUUUGGCAAUCAAAAGACUAAACACGGAAGUGGGGCUUGAGGAGCUAAAACAUGAGGUGAAAAUUCUUGCGAGGCUUGACCAUCCGAACAUCAUAAGGAUGAUGGGAUCCUGCAUGGGGAAUAACGAAAACUCCCCGACUGGCCUUCACGUCUUCACAUCAUUCAAGGGAUUUGUGAAGGAUUACUAUAUCUGCAUGAGCAUUGCAGAAUCGUUCAUCGCGAUAUAG